Messenger RNA from Didymosphaeria variabile, 1158 nucleotides. RefSeq lists its product as uncharacterized. The transcript is spliced from 4 exons. Lineage: Eukaryota; Fungi; Ascomycota; Dothideomycetes; Pleosporales; Didymosphaeriaceae. The record is from RefSeq and is a predicted model, not a curated record. Gene Ontology annotation, molecular function: glycosyltransferase activity. Gene Ontology annotation, cellular component: Golgi membrane. Gene Ontology annotation, biological process: protein N-linked glycosylation. The coding region runs from base 1 to 1158 and encodes 385 amino acids.
AUGGCGGUCACCAAUUGCAACCUCCCGCGUCUUGUCGUUGCGGUGGUUUGUACAUUCAUUAUACUAGGUCUCAUACUGCAUAGCAAACCAGAGGUUGUCCCAUCGCUGGAGCAAUUACAGGCUAUCGCUCAAGAAUACAGACCCACAUGGAACAUUACAAGCACGUCGAGUACACCCGCGAAGGAGGCGAGUGUGAAAGAUCGCAUACAUGCGCUGUUCGGUCCGAUACGACAUUCGUUGACCGACGACUACAUUGAUGCCUCCGGAAGGACUUUCGGAUUGACUCAAUUACCGAGAUGGAGAGAGCCACUGAAGGGCAAGGUUCUCAUUGUAGACAUUGACACUCGGGAACCAAACAACAAUAAUGAAAUGCUGAACCCUAACCCUAUGAACUGGGAACGACUCGAAAUGGGUGGUGGACAGCUGGUGUCUGGCGCUAUCAUGGGCCAUUAUCUCUAUUCUCAGAUACAUGGCUAUGACUAUCAUUUCUUCCAGGCCCAUCGCAUGGAAGGCUACCAUGACACUUGGAUCCUGCCUGGUGCAAUGCGCAAGAUGAUUGAGACCGAGAGGUACCAAUGGGUCAUUACCAUGGAUGCGGACGUCACGAUCACUCAUCCCGAAGUACCUCUUGAAUGGUUGCUCAAUCACUGGGGCGCAACGAACAACACGUCCAUCCUGAUGCCGAUUGACCAGAAAGUCUUCGACAACGACAUCAUCAACAGUGUUGAUAGCAAAGGCACUACUGUGCUCAAUACGGGCGUUGUCGUUAUUCAGAAUCUACCUUACACGAGAGAGAUAUUGGAUGCAUGGAUUGAAUGUCCUAACGAGGGGCGUUAUCAGGGUUGUGGCCAUUGGAAGGACAAUUGGAGCCAUGAACAGCGUGUAUUCUCCGAAUACAUCCGCUACGAUUUCAAUCCCCAAGGUGACAACAUUAUCGGCAUUCCUUGCGACGACGCGAUGGGCUAUCCGAACAUGAUGAAUGAGUACCAGGGCAUGAUUCUCAAUGACUGUAACGGUCAUUUCUUCAGACACCACACCUUGAACAAGGGCAAGGCGAAGCAGAGCCUAGAUGUUUCUGUCAUGCAACUUCUCACGCAGCUGAUCCAUGAUUCGUUCAUCGCGCACAAAGACUACUUGUGGUACAAGGAGCCAGCGUGA